AUGCCUUGGCAAGGGCCUCUAUCUAGAGACCCAAUUGCCAAGUACAACAAUCUGUUCUCUAAUGAAUAUGGAGUUUAUACCGUGUCUAUAGAGGCUCUUAGUGCCACUGAUAAUGAUAUCUCUAGAUGGAUGGUCGAUUCCGGGACUAGUACCUAUAUGACCCUUUAUAAAUCCGUCUUUAUCAAUUUCCGUGAAUGUGUCUUGCCUAUAUCGAUAGCGAUAGGUGACGUUUUCUAUACAGAGGGUUACGGUGACGUUAUCCUCCGGAUGGGAAACUAA
Messenger RNA from Penicillium hordei, 279 nucleotides. RefSeq lists its product as uncharacterized. Lineage: Eukaryota; Fungi; Ascomycota; Eurotiomycetes; Eurotiales; Aspergillaceae. The transcript has 3 exons. Bases 1 to 279 code for a protein of 92 amino acids. The record is from RefSeq and is a predicted model, not a curated record.